CUUCUCAUCCACAAAUCGUCCCCCGACUCGUUUCUUCUUCUUCUUCUUCGCUAUUAGAUUCGCUUCUUUGAUAGAUCUGUUUCUCCGAGAUCUGAGAUAUCGCUCCUUCGUCCCAGGCUUUUUGAAAAAUGGAGACUUUCCUAUUCACAUCCGAGUCUGUGAACGAAGGACACCCAGACAAGCUUUGCGACCAGAUCUCUGAUGCAGUUCUCGAUGCCUGCCUUGAGCAAGACCCUGACAGCAAAGUUGCUUGUGAGACUUGCACCAAGACCAACAUGGUCAUGGUCUUUGGUGAGAUCACUACCAAGGCUACAGUCGACUAUGAGAAGAUCGUCCGUGACACUUGCCGCUCCAUUGGUUUCAUCUCUGAUGAUGUUGGUCUCGAUGCUGACAAAUGCAAACACCGUCCUUAUCUCAACCCAGCACGAUGAAACUGUGACCAAUGACGAAAUCGCUCGUGACCUCAAGGAGCACGUGAUCAAGCCAAUCAUCCCAGAGAAGUACCUUGACGACAAAACCAUCUUCCACCUAAACCCAUCAGGCAGGUUUGUGAUCGGUGGACCACACGGUGACGCUGGUUUGACUGGACGUAAGAUCAUCAUUGACACUUACGGUGGAUGGGGAGCUCACGGAGGAGGUGCUUUCUCAGGGAAAGACCCAACCAAAGUCGACAGAAGCGGAGCUUACAUUGUGAGGCAAGCCGCAAAGAGUGUGGUGGCUAAUGGAAUGGCUCGUAGAGCUCUUGUCCAGGUCUCAUACGCCAUUGGAGUCCCUGAGCCAUUGUCUGUCUUCGUUGACACUUACGGAACAGGGUUGAUCCCAGACAAGGAGAUACUGAAGAUUGUGAAGGAGACCUUCGACUUCAGGCCAGGAAUGAUGACCAUUAACUUGGACUUGAAGAGAGGAGGAAAUGGAAGGUUUUUGAAAACGGCGGCGUAUGGACAUUUCGGAAGAGACGACCCUGAUUUCACCUGGGAGGUCGUGAAGCCACUCAAGUGGGACAAACCUCAAGCUUAAUAUCAUUAUAUUAUGAUUUUAAUAUUUUGCUAUGUUUCUUUAAACAACUACCAUGGACCAAUAAUUAAAUCCCUAUGUAUCUGUUUUUCUUCUUGUAUUCUUCAAAUGAAAGUUUCUGGUUUGUUUACUAUUAUUAAUUUUGAUCUGCGAAUUGCGAUGUUU
Messenger RNA from Camelina sativa (false flax), 1179 nucleotides. Lineage: Eukaryota; Viridiplantae; Streptophyta; Magnoliopsida; Brassicales; Brassicaceae. The record is from RefSeq and is a predicted model, not a curated record.